Messenger RNA from Pseudophryne corroboree (corroboree frog), 884 nucleotides. RefSeq names its product Rieske Fe-S domain containing (gene RFESD). The coding region runs from base 99 to 584 and encodes 161 amino acids. Gene Ontology annotation, molecular function: 2 iron, 2 sulfur cluster binding. The transcript has 4 exons. Lineage: Eukaryota; Metazoa; Chordata; Amphibia; Anura; Myobatrachidae. The record is from RefSeq and is a predicted model, not a curated record.
UUCAUGCUCCUGGUCCAGUGAUCUGAGCUCUGCAUUGAUGGCUUCACAGACAUCUUUCGCUCCUAUCUUUGACCCUCUGCUUGUAUAUUGCAGAAGACAUGGGUCAGCGGCAAGCAGUCAGCUCAGCACCAGAAGAAAUAGAUGAGUCAGCUGUAUUUGUGGGACAUCUGGAAGACUUUAAACAAUCCAAGAGGGUCCGAGCCCCAGUGAAAGAUAGAGAAGUAGUAAUAUUUAAUCACCUGGGGAAAUUUCAUGCUCUGGAUCUCCGUUGUUACCAUGCUGGAGGCCCAUUACAUCUUGGAGAAAUUGAGGAUAUCGAUGGAAAGGCCUGUGUUGUUUGCCCUUGGCACAAGUAUAAAAUUGCUUUGGAAAAUGGAGAGGGUCUAUAUCAAGGAGUCAAUCCCCAAGACCCAAAUAAAACCAAAAAAUGGUACUCAAGAGGGGUAAAGCAAAGGACCCACAAAGUGACUGUGAGAGAUGGUGCUGUCUAUGUAACACUGUCAGAUGCUACUGCUAUCUUUGACUCUGAUUUCUAUGCAAAAGAAAAGUUUAAUGAUGCAGACCGCCCUAACCCAGAAACAUAAGUUUAUAUUUGCCGUUAUCAAAGUUAAUUCUAUUAAUAGACUUUAUCCAUUCAUUUGCUGCCCUGUUCUUUUAUGUAAUUAUUCAGUACUAAAAUAUCCUGGAAAUUUGCUGUAACUCAUAUAAAUAUGGUAUAAUGUCACCUGCCAUCAGAAUAUUAUUUUAUCGAUUUCUGAGUAAAAAUAUUUUUGUGGGACUUAUUUAAUAACAUAGUGCAACAUAAUAGUGUUGUCUGGUUGGCUUGAUGUUUGCUUUAAUUUAUAAAUGGCUAGAAAUGACAGGUAUAAUAUGAUAGAUUACUG